AUGCGGCACCACCAAGCCUGCAGCCGCGCUCACCAGGUGGGCGCUCUGCUCCUCGUCGCUGCCACCUUCCUCCUCACCCGCCUCUUCGACCGCCUCCUCCUCGACACAUCUUCCUCCGCCCCCAUAAACCCCGGCCGGCCCUCCUCUUCCGCUGACCUCCGCAUCUACGUCUACGCUGAGGACGAGAUCCAGGGCCUCCGCGCCCUGCUCCGGGGACGCGACGGCACCAUCACCGCCGCCACAUGCCUCAAGGGUGACCGGACUGACAAACGUGGUACGAGUGCAUUUAAUACAUGGAAAGAUAUUAUUAUACCUGGGAACGUGGAUGAUUCUAUGGUGAAGCCUGAUGCUCGUGCUGUCCAACCAAUCCCGCUAACAAAAAGGAAGUACUUAGCCAACUUCCUUGGACGUGCCCAGGGGAAAGUAGGGCGCCUUCAACUGGUGGAGCUUGCAAAGCAGUAUCUUGACAAGCUGGAAUCUCCAGAACUCAAGUUAUCUGGCCCCAACAAAUUGGGAAGGAUCGAGUACUUCAAGCACCUGAGAAAUGCAAAGUUCUGCUUGGCUCCACGUGGAGAGUCAUCUUGGACACUUCGGUUCUACGAGUCCUUUGUGGAAUGUGUGCUGGUGAUUUUGUCAGAUGAAGUUGAGCUUCCUUUCCAGAAUGUGAUCGACUACAGUGAAAUCUCGAUAAAGUGGCCAUCGUCCAGGAUUGGACCUGAACUCCUUGAGUACCUUGAAUCAAUAUCAGCUGAUACUGAGCCGUGCUCUGCCAUGAGCGGUAUCCUGACAGAGCUGCAGAAGAAGGUGCGGCGGUUCCAUCAAUCGCCCGAAACGUUCUGGCUGCACAACAGAUCGGUUGUGAAUAGAGAUCUGAUUGAGUUCCACAGCUGGAGGACGCCUGUUCCGUUGCCCUGA
This is a messenger RNA of Miscanthus lutarioriparius, 915 nucleotides long. NCBI's taxonomy places the organism in Eukaryota, Viridiplantae, Streptophyta, Magnoliopsida, Poales, Poaceae. The record is from the annotation of a GenBank genome assembly.